ACGUUAUUUAGACAUGAAUAGCACAACAGCUAGGCCACUAGCCUCUUCUUAGAGUUUAAAUUGGACCCUUUCCCUAUUUAUUGAGUAACAUUUGUUAUCUCUUUGACACGGCUGAUAGCGCGGCUUUCUGCCACGUAUCUGGGGGAGUGAAUGAGCGACAGCGACGGUGCUGCUGCUGCUGCUGCUGAGCGGGAAACCCGACCUGCUGCCGAACAGAACAACCAGCCGGUCCCGCUUGACUGCUGCGGAGGUCUGAACAACGUCGACUACUCCAAGAUGGACUUGGUGCCGAUUGAAGAAUUCAUAAGACACAUUAACUUUCAUGACCCGAACCUUUCCAUCGCAGUGAUUGCCAUCAUAUUCAACCCUCUCUUCUGGAAUGUGGUGGCACGAUGGGAGCAUCGUACUCGGUGCCUCUCCAGGCUCUUUGGUGGCCCCUACGUGGCCUGUUGCGGUCUGGGACUCGUCAUCAUUCUGCUCAACGUUUUCCGGAGCCACAGUAUGGCAGUGGUGAUGAAGACCCAGGCCAGAUGGGAGCUGAUGGAGCGGACGGAUGUUUUCUACGUCGGGAUCUCCCUUAUAGUGAUGGGAACGGUUCUGGUGGUCAGCAGUUUUCUCGCUCUGGGCUUCACUGGGACGUUUUUAGGCGACUACUUUGGCAUACUGAUGGAUGAGAAGGUGACCGGUUUCCCCUUCAGCGUCGUAGAGAACCCGAUGUACUGGGGCAGCACAGCCAACUAUCUCGGCCUCGCGCUCAUUGGUGCCAGUCCUGUUGGGUUGGUUCUUACUGCCAUAGUGGUCCUGGCUUACAAAGUGGCCAUAACGUUCGAAGGGUAAGUCUCAAAAGCCUGGUUGUUAUUUCUCACAAAUGUAUUAGAGUUAUUAAUAAUGGGGAAAAAAAAUUCCAGAUGGGGUUUCAUGACAAUGUGCCUGAUCCAUACGGGCAGAAUAGCCUAUAUUUGUGUUCCUAUACUCUUCACAAUCAGAGUUUGAAAUUAAUUUAAAUGUCAUGAAAUGUUAAGAUGUACUUUAUUUUGAAAAAGCAACAUCGUUGGUGCAUUUUCUGGCAUAACAUCGGCAUCUACGUGUUUAGCUGUUUCAGGAGAUGUGGAGGAAAAAAACCCCAGCUGAUUAUCAUACCAGGCUUUAUUGGGUGCUCACAUGUGUUUAUUUUGGUUUUGGAGAAUGAAUUGAAAGUUUAAAGUAAGCACAUGGCAAACUAACCUCUCCCAACACAUCACUCAACCCACGCCGGUAAAGUGAGCUCGAAAAAAUGAUACUUCAAUAAAGACAUUCACCAUAAAAAUACAGGUGAAAAAAAAAAACAAUGUUCUCUUGUUCUAACAUAUGAUUCAUAAGUAUUUUGAAAUCAUUUUAAAGUUUGUCUCAACAAAACUGAAACAAACAGCCAGACAGUAUCUCUAGAAGUGGUUUGAGUGGCUGUGUAUGGGUGUGGGUGUAUGUAAGGCUUGCUGUUGGUUUUUAUUUAUUUUUUAUUUUGCUUCUGUCAGUAAGACGGAGACAUCUCAAGGACUGACGUGGGUUGGCAGGCUUCUGAAUUUUCUGUUGGCUG
Molecule: messenger RNA, 1573 nt
Organism: Poecilia latipinna (sailfin molly)
Lineage: Eukaryota; Metazoa; Chordata; Actinopteri; Cyprinodontiformes; Poeciliidae
Gene: pemt
Product: phosphatidylethanolamine N-methyltransferase
Exons: 6
Coding region: 151-837 (228 amino acids)
Biological process (GO): phosphatidylcholine biosynthetic process
Molecular function (GO): phosphatidylethanolamine N-methyltransferase activity
Source: RefSeq, a predicted model, not a curated record